This is a messenger RNA of Chiloscyllium plagiosum (whitespotted bambooshark), 2282 nucleotides long. It is a transcript of the gene hmx4, whose product is annotated as H6 family homeobox 4. Gene Ontology annotation, cellular component: nucleus. Lineage: Eukaryota; Metazoa; Chordata; Chondrichthyes; Orectolobiformes; Hemiscylliidae. The record is from RefSeq and is a predicted model, not a curated record. Gene Ontology annotation, biological process: regulation of transcription by RNA polymerase II. Gene Ontology annotation, molecular function: RNA polymerase II transcription regulatory region sequence-specific DNA binding; DNA-binding transcription factor activity, RNA polymerase II-specific.
GCAGAGUGAAUAACUUUGGGGGGGAAAGCAGGGAGCUGGGCUCUGAGAGGGGCAGGAAUGGUGCUGGCGGGACCGGGAUCAUUGCACAGAGCUUCCGGACAGUUCACUGAGACGGUUCACCGUCUGAGUGCCUGAAGUGGCCGGCGCGGGGGGGAGGGGGGGGGGGGGGGGGAGCGGCGGGAUGAUGGACAAGGAAGAGGGCUUCCAGUGUCAGCCUCUGUCCCUGACAUUUACCAUCGACAGCAUUCUGAAAGCCAGCCCCAGGUGCAAAGAGCUCAGGCACGACCGUGCGAAGCAGCAAGUCACGCCGGCGUUAGAAUUCAAAUCACGGCAUGAAACGGCCAGGGCGGAUGUGAGACAGGGCAAGGACCGCAGGAAAACGGGUCAAGAGACCAUGAACGGCGGCUAUCUAACCUCCUCCUCCUCGCUCGAAUUCACCACGGACGCAAACCAUUCCGUCAAAAGCCCGGAAUCUUACGAAUCGUUCGAAACGGCGGAUCACAGCGACGAUUCCGGCCGAGUCAAACCCAACAAGAAAGCCAAAGCGCUCGCCAAAAAGAAGACGCGCACGAUAUUUUCCAAGAGCCAGAUCUUCCAGCUCGAGUCGACGUUUGACAUGAAGCGGUACUUGAGCAGCGCCGAGCGCGCUUGCCUGGCGAACUCUCUCCAGCUCACCGAGACCCAGGUGAAGAUCUGGUUUCAGAACCGCAGGAAUAAACUAAAAAGGCAACUGUCCGCUGAAUUGGAGGUCACAAGCACCCCCGAACCUGCCCCCAAGAUAGUCCAGAUGCCAGCAAUGUACAAAGAGAGCAGCUUUCUGCGAAGAUGUUUGUUACCAGUGUCUUUCCCUGUUCUGUAUCCCGGGAGCAGCACGCCUUAUCUUUGUCUCCCUGACGCCCGCAAAUAUGUCCAUGUCCUGGACGCGGACCUAUAAUCGCUUCCAGCAGCGCUUAACUGUAUCUGAGGAACUUUUAGUGGUGGCUUAGUCACUGUUUAUACUGUUUAACUGGGGAUAUAUAUAUAUGGUAUGUAAUUUGUCGAAGGCCUUUUUCUUUUCCUUUACGCUUCACUGCCUCUUUCCUAUCUGAUUCUUAACUGGAAAUUAUCCACUCGACGCUCAUCUUUUAGAUCUCUCUCGACUUGAAUUUGUUCUGAGGCUUUCCAAUUCUGAAUGACAUUUUACAUUCAGUAAAACAAUUGACAUUUUUUUUUAGCACCGCUGAAUUAAUUCAACCACUGUACAGUGUUUUGAUGGAUUUGCUCACAAUGCAGUGCCCAGUUAUAAUGUGCAAUCUUCAUUUGUAUUCGGAACUCUUCACACACGCUGUGAAGAGUUUGCGGAGAGAGGUUGAGGAGGAUGUGGAUAUUUACUGUACAGCUGAUGGAUUAGUAGCACACAAUAAGAUGUUAUACCUUAAUCCAGAAUUACUCACCAUUCCCACCAUUGUCUAGGAUUGUCCACCUCGACCCAUAUUUAUGUUUUUAAAGGCAGUGUGAGCUGCUAAUAUAAAAGCAACGCACUGCUCGCUCCUAGAAAUGCUGUUUGGAUUUUGUUAAGAGUAGGGCACUCACACGACCUGGCUUUGAUGUGCGAUCGAAAAUAAAUUUACGGCCUCUUUAUUUUUCUGUUCUUUGUUUUUUUUUGUCUGUUCAUCUGCGAAUCUCACAAUUUUUUUGCUCAGCAUUCUUUUUCUCCGAUUUGAUCUUUCCCACUGCUUUUCAAAAGUCAUGCACGCUACUUGCUGUUUUGGUGACAACUUAAACACGCACACAUACGAACACACACACAUACGAACACACACACGCGUGCAUGCUGGAAAUACAUUUAACUGGAGGUGUCAAUGACCAGAGUUUCACCCCCUAUGCCCGCCCUCUCCGACUCGUAGUGAAUGGGAUUAGUUGGCCCGCUAUUUCUUCUCUGGGGUCACACAGUUUAAAAAGAAAAUAAAUUGGAGCUCCCAACGUGCGAAAUUCCGAAGGUAGACCUUUUUUUUAAAAAAUACCUUCUUCCUGGGACCUGGCAUUUACAUUGUUUUUUGUUUUAACUGAAUUCAUCAUUGCCAAUUUGUUUCCAGCCUGGGUAUUUGUCUAGUUAACACUGCGUGUAGUCCAUUAGAUCAGUGAUAAUCCAAUUUGUUUGGUGGGAAUGCUUGCAAAUCUGGUACGGCAUCGGUUUCAUUGAUAAAACCCGAACGGCACGUUAAUAUUUGUACAUCUUUAUAUGUAACAGGUUCGAUAUUCAAUGUGAACAUUAAAACUAAAAUGCAGUUUGUUGCUCCGAA